GCGCUCCAGACAGGCGCCUCUGGUAGAAAAAGUCUGGUGAAGUGGGCGGGUUGAACCGUGGACGCGCGUGGACGCUACCAGCGAGUCUUUGGGCGGACGUCGGCCACGCAGGACGUUACAUUGGAGCAUCCCGAAGUGUGUCUCACUCCGCGCAAGAAGCUGCCCACGCAUAUCCCGCUCAAGUCCACCAUGAGGACGCACGUAUGGAUUUACCAGGCGCUGGUGUGCGCGCUGCUCAGCCUGCUGGAUGCAGGUGACUGUCGAAAGAGCAGACAGUCUUUGCAACGCUAUGAAAAGUCUGACAACCACCUGCUGGUCUGUGCCGAGUGCCCGCAGUCUCCCGUGGUGCGCAACAGUCGCUCGCAGGAACAUUGCGCCCACAAGUGCAAGAAAGUCAAGAAGCACUUCAACUGCAGGGCCUUCAACUUCCACAAACACAACAGGAAAUGCCACUUGCUCCCCUUCGACCGGUUCAGCCACGGCGCACAGAAGCAGGCCGGCGCCAACUUCACGCUGUAUGAAAAGAAAGAUUACAUAAGGGAGUGUAUCAUGGGACCCAAGGACAACUACAGAGGGAGGAGGUCUUGGACCAAGUCGAACAUAACGUGUCAAGCCUGGUCUGAUAAUAACAUCAAUGAACACACGUUUUAUCCUGAUCGGUACCCAACGCAAGACUUGAGGGAGAACUUCUGCCGGAAUCCCAACAACGACCCCGGUGGUCCGUGGUGCUAUACCACCGAUCCCAACGUACGGGCCGAGGAGUGUGGCGUGCCGCAGUGUUCGGAGGACGUGUGCAUGACGUGUAACGGUGAGGAAUACCGGGGCAAAGUUGACCAUACCGAGAGCGGCAAGGAGUGCCAACGAUGGGACUCCACCAGACCCCACAAACACAAAUUCCAGCCCAAAAAGUACAGGGACAAAGGCUUGACAGAUAACUACUGUCGCAAUCCGGACAAUCGCCUCCGUCCGUGGUGCCACACCAUGGAUCCAAAGACUCCCUGGGAGUACUGCAACAUCACCAUGUGUGAGUCUGACUCCAGGGAGGAUCCAGAUGUGAACGCCACGAUGUGGUGCGUCCGCGGAAAGGGUCGAGAGUACCGCGGCACCAUGAACGUAACUCCUGAAGGGGUGACGUGUCAGCGCUGGGACUCGCAGUUUCCCCACCAGCACUUCUUUCUUCCAGACAACUUCAAAUGCAAGGACCUGCGUGACAAUUUCUGUCGCAACCCAGACGGGUCAGAGUACCCAUGGUGCUUCACCAGCGAUUCCAAUCAGCGCAGAGCCAACUGCACGCAUAUCCCCAGGUGUGACGCCCAGGCAGCCAAGAAAACUGAAUGCUACGAGGACAACGGGGAGGCGUACCGGGGCACCUUAGCUGUCACGCGCUCAGGGAUUCCUUGCGCCAAUUGGUCCCUUCACAUCAACAGCGGGGAUUCUCACUCUACACUAUCCCAUGUAGGGCUGGACAAGAACUACUGCCGAAAUCCUGACCGGGACAAACAUGGCCCGUGGUGCUACACUGACCCGAACACUCGCCUGGCUUGGGAUUACUGCAAAUUGAAACCCUGUGAUUCCACAACAGCCACACCUCCAAACGCGACGCAAACGCCACCCGGUCCAGCACCGACCGUGCCCAAGAUCUCAUGCUUUGUCCACAUCACCACUCGCAUCGUCGGGGGCCACCACGUGCGAGGGGCGGAUGGGAGCUGGGUUGUCAGCAUCCAGAGAGAAAAGAUCCAUAUGUGUGGAGGUUCUUUGAUCAGAGAAGAUUGGGUGUUGACGGACCAGCAGUGCUUCACAUCCUGCGUUCCCGACCUGAGGGAAUACAGCGUACAGGUGGGAUUACGCCACCUGAACGAGUCGUCGCGUCACCCCAGACUUAAAAUAUCUCGCCUUAUCUGCGGCCCGGAGGGAUCCAACCUGGUCAUGCUGAAACUGGCCAAACCCGCGCCCGUGUCGGAGGGAGCCACCACCAUUCAUCUUCCCGUCAAAGAAUGUCACAUCGCCGAGGGCACCAACUGCACCAUGUACGGAUGGGGCGAAACCAGAGAUAAGGAACGGGAACGGGCGUUGAACGCCGUGACCAUGCCGAUGGUGGACGACGACAAAUGUUCGCGGAUUAAGGGGGACGCUGGAGGAAGAAGGAUUUGUGCCGGAGGCAAAAGAGGAGAAGGCGUGUGCGAAAAAGACAAUGGUGGUCCGCUGGUGUGCCAGGAGCAGGAACGCCGUGUGGUGGUGGGUGUGAGCAUCCAGCGCACCAAGUGUGCAUCGUCACGGCCGGCACUCUUCGUCAACGUGGCGUUCUACUCACAGUGGAUUUACAAAGUCUUCAAGCUUUACCCCGGCCCGGACACGAACUGACCGAGCAGGCCUGGAGAAAAAAAAAGAAAACUUUGCAAGGAGGAGUUAUUUUUUUCAGGGAAAACAAUCACUGACUACCAAAUGGAAUCUCCACUAAGCAAAUGAAGAUUGUGUGAAGCGAACCGUGACUAAGAAUCGUCUCCUGGAAUUUACUUGAAUACUCGGACGGUGGUCCGUAAGGGACAAGAAGCUUCGGCGUGCGGUUGGAUGCUGCUGUCAAGCUCCGAGGUUCUCGUGCUAAUGCUUGUAGCAUGAGCGAGCGGCGGCCCUCGCCAAGGCAAACAUGCCUCCGCUUUCUGGAGGGAACUGCCGUGGCCCCUGGUGGGCUGUGUGCGGUCAAUCGGUUAUUCUUCUCUUUCAUGCAAAGUGAAGCCUUAUGUACAUAACGGGACGGAUAUUCGAACGCGAGUUUAUGGGUCUCAUAGAUCCAACUUCCCUUCCCAUCGCUUCCUUUUGCCGCUAAUGAUGUUUGAUAUAUUUAAAAAAGAGAAGAGGUAGCUUGACUAUAUUUAUUGUCGACUGCGGUCCAAAUGGUUUUGGAAUUAAUUAAGACCAGAUGAGCACAUACACACAAAAAGAGGCUGAUGGUUUCCUGGCUAAAUGAAGACGUUUCUGGCUGGAAACUUUGUCAGUUAAAUGGUUAUUCGUCAUUUCUUUGGUUUAGGUUUGGACUAUUUACUAUUUACAACAUCUGGAUCGAUUUUUCAUGUGAUGGAGCAUUUGAAGGAAUUGAGUUGAAUAUGUCAUCUAUGCAAAAAGCAAUUCAGAACAUUUAAAAUAUAUGUGGUUUUUAAAUGUAUCAGCAACAAUUAGGGCGCAACCGAUCUGGUCGGCCGAUUUUUCCUCUUAAAAUCGCAAAAGUCAAUCAGAAUUUUGCAAUUUUUUUAUUAUACACAUAUUAACACUUUGAAACAUAAGAAAAAUAUAAUGACAUUAGAAUGUUCACUCUACCAAAAAAAUUGGCAAAAAUAAUCAGCUGAUUAUUCUCUCUGUAAAAUUUAACAAAUAUUGACGGAAAAAAUUAUGUAAAUCAGUCAAAAGCCCUGCCUGUAAUUAUUUUUAUUCUUUUGUAAAAGAGGAAGGAAAAAGAGAUUUUAUUCAUGAUAUAUUUUUAAUUAAUCAAUCACUUAAUUUAAUCCCGAAAGUCAGAAUCUGCAUCGGCGUUAAAAUAUCCAUAUCGGUAAGCCCCUAAUAACAGUUUCCUCAACUGACUGUGUCUCGAUCCAAAUAAGAAACACAUUUUUUUAAGUGUUCAUUUUUUUUACUAACUCUUAUUUAAUUGCCCGACGUUGUACAUAGCCCAGUGUAAAAUUUUGUAAAUAUCACAUGAUAUUUUUUAACAUCACAGCAACUGGCUGAAUUUAUUUUUUAUAAAAGCUGCUAUUUUUGGCCCUAUGACUUUUUGGUUUUGUGUUUUGUUCCACUUUGUUAUUCCCAUUUUAAUAAAAAAAAGAAAAAAGGAAACAAAUUGUGCCAUGCAACACAAUCGCCUAUCGCUCGUAUGAUUUAAUAAAUGACAAUAGCUGUACUAAUCGUAUUUCUUCUGUCUUGUUGAAGGGAACUUCAAGAUUACUACAAGAAAUAUGAGAGUGGAUUCCAGGUGGUGCUCCAGGUUAAGUCCAGGCCUUAUCUUGUGCGCUGUGAUGGUAGUGGGUCAACAUAGAAGAGCCUUUGGGAUGCUGCUGAUCAAGCUGCGGGACGGAGAUGCACGUGGACCACCCAAAACCUGAGGGCCGAUUUUUCCAACAAAGGUUAGUGGCAUGGUGUGGACUGUUAGUAGCUUCAUAUUAAUAUAGCAUCUAUGUAGCAAUACAAUAAUACUUUAUGGUUGGUAUUUCAAUUUUUUUUUAAUUUGCAGUUGGCAUUAUCCCUACUAUCUUAAAUCACAAUUUAGUGCUAAACUGAACUUUACAAACCUGAGUAACCACCGGGGAACAUCUGAUAUGUGCUGUAGUACGAAGGUCCUGUGGUCAUCUGCCAGCAUAAUAAGCAGCAUGAAUAUUUCUACAGUGUAUGUAAUGAACAUUUGGGUCAGAAAUAACACAAAUUGGCUGAAAAACAGACCAGCCCAACAACACAGUUUGGUGGGUUAUGCAGUUGACCUAAUUUUGGGGAUUCAAGAAAUAACUUCCAAAAUAUGGUCGGUUGCUUUUUUACACAAUUUCGGUCAUUUUGAUCCAGCUAUUUACCGAUUAGUUAAAGUUACAGCGAAAUUGGCUCCCAUGCUAUCACUGCAUUCAAAACCGAUGGGUUGAAAAUAACCCAAUUUUGGUACAAAAUUGGUCCGACCCAUUACGUGGGUCAAUUUGACCCAAUUUUCUUUUGCUUUAAAACAACUUUAUUUUUUGUACAAAACAAAUCAAAACUGGGUCAACUUGAGCCAAGUAGAGCGUCAAACGUUUUUAUUUUUUUCUUCAAAAAAUGUUACAUUACUAAAUUGAAUUUAUUGAAUUGUAUGACAAAGCUGUCCAAAAUGAUGACAAGGUCCAGCCUGCCCAAAUCCAAUCUUCAACCCAAUCUACUUGGUAGAUUUUUUUUAACCCAACCUUGGGUAAAAGUAACCCAAGCUGGUGGGAAUCCACAGCUACCAAGUGAAUGGUUAAUGGUAACAAACCAGCAUAUUUUUAUAGUGUGAGGUAUUACCUGUGAAGUUUGGAUGCUUCCUUGCACUUUUGGAUCUACAGCAGCUGGGAAGGACAAAAUACUUGAGUGUCCUCACAAGUUUCCAUUGAUAUUCAACAAACUUACAUUGUUGGACUUCCCUCCUCCACUUGGCCCGUCUGUUUGAGAACCACACCUUGGAAUGGAGACAUAGCAAGUUCAUUUUGGAAUUAGCGAUUUACCUAGAACAGUUUCUUCCCCUACCUUGAUAGUGUCCUCGGGAAGUCGGAUCCGGGCUGAGAGUUUCUCUCUGGUGUACACGUCGGCGUACUGGUUAUGAGAAAACUCUGCAGUACAAAAAAAAAAAAAUUCAUUCAUUGUGACUCGAAUUUUGUAAUUUAUUGCCACCUUCUUCCAAGACUUUGCUCUGCUCAGGAGUGAAGGUGGUCCGGAUUCUCUGGUGGGCACCUUUGGGAUUGGUCACCAUGGCUUCUUCUCUGGUUGUGCCUGCCCCCAAAAUUAGGUAAACUCAUGUGAAAUGCGAUCGAUACUGAUAAGAUGGUGAAAUUCCAAACUAUUAGAACUUACUAUGUUCAGCCCUAUAGUGUGGAUCGCUCCAUGAUGCCUCCUCCAAUGGGAUCCUUCUUAAAAUCCGGUUUAUGGACGACACCUUAUGAAAUGAAACAUUAAAAUGCGGCUAAAUGUCCUUCAAGAAGAAAAUUAAUAAAAAUUCCAAGCUUUGACUUACGCUGGGAACCCUGGAGGCAUUGCAGCUUUUGGUAUCCAGCAAACUCUUCCUAAUCUCCCAGGCAAAAAUGGUCGGAUUGUACCGCUUGUGUCGGACGAUAGCGGUGAUGACGCUAGGUGUGAGGAGCCGCGGCCGGCUUCCGCCUAUCGUCUUGGGUUGGACGAGGCCGGUGAGACGGUAUCGGCUCAGGAUCUUACUCACGCAGCCUGUGGACACCUGAAAAAGAUACCCGUGUAACAUUUUCGGCAAAAUUCGGGAAAAUAAAUAACAGUGGCGCCUUGAGAUACAAGUGACCCAACAUUUAAGUUUUGGCAAUGCCCAAGGAAUUGAAGCAAAAUUAUAACGUUCUAUUUCAUAAUGUCAAUUCAUAGAUUUGGCAAACUUGUAUGUUCACUGUGAAGUAACAUGAACUGAUAAGUGAAGUAACAUGAACUAAUAGUGGCCAGAUGUCGUGAGGUUCUCUGCCGCUACCUAUUGGCAGAUAGUGUCCAUUUUUUUGUCACAAAAUUCAUAAAGGAUGUUCUCAAUUCAAGGCACGACUGUUACUUGAAAAACUAAGAAAAUACCUUAAAUGAAAUUGAAUGAUAAGACAAAAAUGCUUUUUAAAACAUAAAAAUGAAGAAGUGAAAUUAACUAAAAUUGCUACAAAUAUAGCUGUCAGUUGAUGAUUGUCAUACAUGAGCAUAUGAGCUCAUUUUAAAUGUAGUUAAUUUGGUAUUACUUUAAUUCAUACAGAAGAUAGAUUUAAAAUUUGUUUAAGAAUUGUAAUUUACUUUCUUACACAAUACUUAAAAUAAAUAAUCUUGCAUUUGGCAAAAGCUAAAACUAAUACAAAAAAAAAACUUGCUGUGAAAAAUAAAAUAAAACAACUCAAUUAAAAAGGCUCAAAUAACAGUAAAAAAUAAUCAGAAUGAAAAAUCCCAAAUUAUUCUUGCCCUGCUCCAAAUACCCUCAGGAUCCUGGAGAUCUGACUUGGUCGCACCCCCUCUGAGGCCAGCUCCACCAUUUUCCGCCUCUUGGCGUCCGGGAGAGGUCUGCCGUUAAGGAACGUCCCACCUAAUUGAUUGACACUUCCACCUCCUGUUCUCCCCCCCCAAAAAAACACAAACAACAAUCAACUCCCUAGUAAAUCACCUUCUCAAAAUGACCCAAAGUAUAGCUGACCUGGAUUUGCCUGCUCCAAAUGCGUCCCGCACAUCCCGCUUGGAGGUGCAGGUGAUUCGUGGUGCUCUAGCCGCCUCCUCAUCUUAUUUAUAGCUCAGCGUGUGCGUGACGUGGGAGAACCUGAAAUGUCAAUAUUGGCUAUUUCAAUCUGGAGCCAGAGGCCUUUAUAUUAGAUUACAUGCUUUCUUCAAAUAAGAACAAAAAUGUCAACUUUCAUCUUGUUCCCAGUCUUGUCAUGUCACUAAAUAAGGAAGGGAGCACAAACAAUAUUAUUAUUAUUUUUAAUUCCUGUCAGUGCUUUUAAAAAUAAAUCCAAAAUGCAAAUAUGCCAUUACUAAUGUCAAUUUCCAUCUUGGUCUGAUGAGUUAAAUAAACUUUCAACCACAAGGAAGCACAGAAAUAUCCUUCAGUUUAUUUUGGACAACAUGCAAAUGCACAAUUAAAUGUAUCAAAAUUAACUUUUAUUGAGCACUAUGAGUUUAUAUUCCCGGCAGUGCUUUUUAUAUAAGCAACAUUUUUCCCUCUCGCAACUUGUUUUUAGGAACACAAAAUAAGGAUUACACAAGAUUUUAUGUUGAUACUUUUUUUUGUCUCGUGCAUUAAAAGUCCUCAACGGGCGCCCCAUUGUGAUUCAUUGUAUUAAAAAAAAACUUUUUAUCUAAUAUGACAAGCACUUGUCCCCAUUGAACUUUUUCUAAAUAAUGGCAGACAUGUUUCUCAAAAGUAAUCCAAAUGGUGCCCAUUGUGCAUUGAAUUGUUUGGUAAUCUGCUUUCAUUCAUGAACAGUUCAAAUUUAUUGGCACUUUUGAGAACGUUUUUUUUCUAUGUUAGCUUUCAACCUGUUCCCUAGGUUUAAUGCAACCAUAAAAUGAAAGUGAAAUGAAUUUUAAAAAUGUUUAAAAUACCUUAAUUACAGGUAUAACCAAAAUACGCAAAUGAUGCCUUCAUGUUUGUUGGAAAAAUGAAUUUCAUCCCGUACCUAUGACACAUGAAAAUGGAGGAAAGUGAAAUAUUCCAAGAUUUCAGCGUCAUGAAAUGUUAAACUUCUUUCAUGGGUGGUUGGUCACAUGACCCCUGCAUCUUUUUCCCACGUGCUGCGUUCAAGUGUGCGGAGAUGAAGAAGCAGCAGCAGGAGGGGAAUUUCCAUAAAGCAAACAUUUGGAAAUGUGCCCCAAGGACGAGUGCCAUAUGGUAAAGUGCUUUUGAUCACUCGUAAAUCCAUCCCGGAGUGCCUUUAUUACAUUUUCCCUGCGAACGUCAACAAAUCGGGACGGAGGAGGGCCAAACGCGCGAGGGCACCUUGCUCGUGGGGGGCCCAAAAUCACCCUCACAGAUGUUCCUCACGCUGCCCGCAAGAUAAAAUGCGCUGUAAACGUCCCCAAGGGAAAUAUUUGACGAGCAAAUAUUAGUACAUGCAUGCGCGCCGCGGACCGUUCGGGGGGGAGAAAAAAAAAUCACGCGUGGCGCAGUGGUGACGAGACUUUGGGGGGGCCUUGUUUGGUGACUAAUUGAAUAUCAUUAGUUGGGUCCACACAGAUGGAAGUGCGUGGUGAUUAAAAAAAAAAAAAAAGUAGAACCAUAUGGCGCAAAUUAUACAUUAACCACCUAUGAGUGGACGCACCGUCCGUGUGUGUGCGUGGAAUGGAUCCGAGCCCGUGUGGAUCUCCUUGCCAACCAGCGCACCUCCAAUCAGGUCGGCCAUUUCUUUGAUUACACGCUGUCAUUGAUUUAUCAACUUUUAUAGCGUGCCGCGUGCACACGCGAAAUCCCACGCACGCGUCGCAGUUUGAUUAGGAAAGCCGCGCCUCUCCUGUGCGUAAAUUUCAGGUAGGAUUGGACUGUUCGACUUUGAGGGGGCUCCACUGUUACCGUCCCAAAAUGCAAGAUGGUCGAACGACGCAUCCUAUGUCGUUGUUUGGGCUGUUUUACACGUAAAUUCAUGUCGAUUGUGACACGGAAACGAUGUGAAAUUAGUCAAAAUCGGCCGCGUAAAAGGCGAGGAAAAGGAGGCCGAUGCGCGCGCACCACCCCGGGAGAAUUGUGCGUAAAAGGAGAGUGCGUUCCUUUUCUCAGCAUCGUUUUUAAUAAUAAUAAUAAUAAACACACUUUUAAUAGAAA
Molecule: messenger RNA, 8992 nt
Organism: Syngnathus typhle (broad-nosed pipefish)
Lineage: Eukaryota; Metazoa; Chordata; Actinopteri; Syngnathiformes; Syngnathidae
Gene: hgfa
Product: hepatocyte growth factor a
Exons: 19
Coding region: 190-2361 (723 amino acids)
Biological process (GO): proteolysis
Molecular function (GO): serine-type endopeptidase activity
Source: RefSeq, a predicted model, not a curated record